Molecule: messenger RNA, 2255 nt
Organism: Dunckerocampus dactyliophorus (ringed pipefish)
Lineage: Eukaryota; Metazoa; Chordata; Actinopteri; Syngnathiformes; Syngnathidae
Gene: pnpo
Product: pyridoxamine 5'-phosphate oxidase
Exons: 7
Coding region: 202-1026 (274 amino acids)
Biological process (GO): pyridoxal 5'-phosphate biosynthetic process; pyridoxine biosynthetic process
Molecular function (GO): pyridoxamine phosphate oxidase activity; FMN binding
Source: RefSeq, a predicted model, not a curated record
AGUAUACAUUGUAACACGGAAGUUACAACUUUCCAUAUUUUUUAAUUGCUCCGGCACAUACUUACAUUUAAAAUUUUAACAAGAGGUAAUCUUAAAAGAAAUAUUUUUUUACUCAGUUUUUGUCAGUGGUUACCAAACUCAUGUCAUGUUUUUACGUAAGCUCGGUCGUGCGGUUACGUCAGUGGCGUUUCGACAUGUAGCAUGAGGAGCAGACUCUCAUUGAGACACCUUGUUGGCUUUUUGGGUGGAAAUCCCUCGCCUUUUGUCCGCCUGACUGCGUGCAAACGAAGCGUCCUUGCAGACUUCCUCAGCAGGAAGUCGACGUGUGACAGCGCAAGCAUGGACCUCAGCGACAUGAGGAAGAAAUACAAGGGGGACGAGGAGUGUUUCGAGGAGAACCAGCUGGCGUCUCUGGACCCGAUCAAGCAAUUUGGAAGCUGGUUCGAUGACGCCACCAAGUGUCCUGAGAUUGGAGAGGCCAACGCCAUGUGCAUCGCCACGGCGACCAAAGACGGACGCCCGUCGGCCCGCAUGGUUCUUCUCAAAGGCUACAACAAUGACGGCUUCCGAUUCUUCAGCAACUACGAGAGCCGUAAGGGACAGGAGCUGGAAAGCAACCCUCACGCAUGCUUGGUCUUCUACUGGGAGCCUCUCAACAGACAGAUCCGCAUCGAGGGCGAGGUGGAGCGCAUCCCCUACCAGAGCUCCUGCGAGUACUUCCACUCGCGGCCAAAGAGCAGCCAGAUCGGCGCUGUGGUGAGCAGACAGAGCACGCCGGUUCCCAACAGAGAUUAUCUGAGGGAGAAGAAUGCAGAGCUAGAAGAGAAGUACAAGGACACACAAGUACCCAUGCCAGACUACUGGGGGGGCUACGUGGUGAAGCCUCACCUGAUGGAGUUCUGGCAGGGUCAGACCAACAGACUCCACGACCGAAUCGUCUUCACCAGACUGGAGGCUGACGCCGAGCUGGGCGAGUACCAGCGCCGCGGCGAGGGUGGUUGGGUUUACCGGCGCCUGUCUCCGUAAAGGAGCGCCCUCUGCUGGUGGACACCCGCCCCCAAAAAAACCAACAUAUCCUGACCUCGCUUAGCAUCAGUGGGUGCUUACUUUCAUACUUGAUUGUUGACAUGUUAUGGAAGUUGAGGUGUUGUAAGUGUUCUAAUUGUAUGUUGACGCUCUUGUUAAUUUGUGUUGUGUCAAUCUAUCAGCAAGUAUAGAAUGUGUAUGGAUGAAUAUGAAUGAAUACAUGAACAUGUAUUUAAUGUAUGUACUGAAAUAGUUGUGAUAUUUCAAGCACAAAUAACAUUACUUUUUAGACAUAAAUAUUUUAAUCAGCUUCAGUUUCGAUCAUAAAUACCUGAUAUUUGAUUGAUUUCACAAUUUUAACCUGUAAGACUGAAGUUGAUCAAAAGAUAUGACAAAUAUGAUAGCUGAAGACGUCUUUGUCCCUUAAUGGUAGCAAUUCAAAUAUUUAGGUUACGUUGCGUAACAAAUAAAUGUGUUAUGAAAAAUGCACAUUCAAGUUGUCAAAUGGUCAGUGUUUCUUAUGAGUUUUAUUGGAAUAAAAAUGACAAAAAACCUCAUCGGUUUUAGGGGGAAAAAUGCCCCAAAAGGUAACUGGUAUCAGUAGGCCUGUCACAAUAAUAAAUUUCGCUGGUCGAUAAUUGUGCUACAAAUUAUCGGCGAUAAUCGAUGUUAUCGACAUUUUUUUUAGACAAUUUUUUUCAUUAUUGUCAUGAGAGGUGUAAUUCACAUUUGAACCACUAGAUGGUAAUCCAGUUCAGUGUACCUGUGUGAGCCACAUUAGCUUGGCAAAGAAGUUACAUUAAGUGUACGUAUGUUAUGUUUAAAAUGUAUGCCAUGUAACCAUAUUGAAUGUUUGCAUUUCUUUUGCAAUGUAGCGGCCGACAUUUUGCACUGUUUUGUUCAUAUUUGCCGACCAAACGCCUCAGUAAGAAAACUGUCCAUGUCGGUCAUCGGCAUUCAUGCGCUCACCUUGUUCAUUUUGUUUGAAACCGAAAUAUUCCCACACCGGGGCUGUCGGCCGGGGCAUUCGCCUCAGAAACCAUCGCUUCUGUGCCUUCAUUCAUGUUGGCGGUUGCUGGCUCACAAAGCUAACUGCUAACCCUUUGUGUCCACUCACUAGUAGCCCCGCCUCCACAAAGACGCUGAAUGAGGGGGCAGGAGGGCUCUCUCUCUCUCUCCAUUCAUUCCACUAUUAAAAACGCACACAGACAGAUGCAGAGUGAACCCUC